This is a messenger RNA of Cherax quadricarinatus, 7627 nucleotides long. The record is from RefSeq and is a predicted model, not a curated record. Lineage: Eukaryota; Metazoa; Arthropoda; Malacostraca; Decapoda; Parastacidae.
AUGUACGUUUAUUUAGGCACAGGUACACACCACCCGGCCACGAGGUCCAGACCACCCGGCCACGAGGUCCAGACCACCCGGCCACGAGGUCCAGACCACCCGGCCACGAGGUCCAGACCACCCGGCCACGAGGUCCAGACCACCCGGCCACGAGGUCCAGACCACCCGGCCACGAGGUCCAGCCACCCGGCCACGAGGUCCAGACCACCCGGCCACGAGGUCCAGACCACCCGGCCACGAGGUCCAGACCACCCGGCCACGAGGUCCAGACCACCCGGCCACGAGGUCCAGACCACCCGGCCACGAGGUCCAGACCACCCGGCCACGAGGUCCAGACCACCCGGCCACGAGGUCCAGACCACCCGGCCACUAGGUCCAGACCACCCGACCACGAGGUCCAGACCACCCGGCCACGAGGUCCAGACCACCCGGCCACGAGGUCCAGACCACCCGGCCACGAGGUCAGCCAGGCCACUCCGGACCACGAGGUCCAGACCACCCGGCCACGAGGUCCAGACCACCCGGCCACGAGGUCCAGACCACCCGGCCACGAGGUCCAGACCACCCGGCCACGAGGUCCAGACCACCCGGCCACGAGGUCCAGACCACCCGGCCACGAGGUCCAGUAGACCACCCGGCCACGAGGUCCAGACGCCACGAGGUCAAAGGCCACGAGGUCAGAGCCAAGUAGACAUCAAAGGAAUGAGCCGAGGCCAAGAUAUCAUAAGUAAGCAAGUUUUGGUUAAUCUCUUACACAAGUUAUUUCUUGUUACAGUUCACUCUCACUAUGACUUGUCAGCUGAAGGUGUUUUUGCAAAGCAUCAUGCAGUUGUGAAGAAGGAAGCAGAGAAGUAUGCUAAAGCUGCUUUGAAAGAUAGCACUGGCUUAGAGACUGCUCAACAGAUAUCCUUGCUGACAGAAACAUUUAAAAAGGCAGACAGCAACACUGAUGGCUUUUUAGAGAUGUCAGAGUUGUCUGUGUGGAUCACUGCAAAGAUCAAAGAACAUCUCACCAUGGCAUUGAAAGAGAACUUCUUCAUGUUCACAGCAAUAGAUCAAGACCCAAGGAAUGGUGUAGUGUCUUGGAAUGAGUUCCAGCGGUACUUCCUAAAGCAGCAUGGGUAUGAUGAUAAAUACAUUGAGGAACACAAGAAAAAUCAUAAAGGAAUGCCUAGAGAAUUAAAAGAGACCAUUAUGAGGGAUAAGGCAAUGUGGUCAGAAGCUGCCAGGGAUAAUCCUGAUCAACUGACCAUUGAUGAAUUUUUGGCAUUCAGACAUCCAGAAUCAUCUCAUGCAACUAUCUUGAGCAUAGUUGAAGAAACUAUUUCCAGAUUGGAUAUUGAUGGAGACAACAAAUUAAGCGAAGAUGAAUUUUCAGAUCCAGAUAUGAAUGAAGUUCCCGAUGACUUGACAGUAGAGCAGUACAGGAAUGAUCGCCAAAGAGAAUUUAAAAUUGCUGAUGAAGACAACAGUGGCAAAUUAGAUAGAAGAGAACUGUUGCGGUACAUUGAUCCACGAAACAUCCACCAUGCAGAGAAAGAAGCUGUCAAUCUCUUUAGUGCAGCUGAUGCCAACCAAGAUGGAGUUUUAACGCUUGUUGAGGUUCUUGCUGAGAGAGAGUUAUUCAUGAGGAGCAAGAUGGUUGACGCUGCUAAAAGCUUCCAUGAUGAGUUCUAAUUGCCUUUUCUUUUAUAUAAAAACAGUGCAGUAAACCCUCAGUUUAAUGGGCUAAUUGGUGAGGAACCAGUGGCCAGUAAUCGCAGUUUAGCAGAUAGUAAUGAGGUUGCUCUGCUUUGAUUGUUACAACUGUGGACACUUUUUUAACCAACAGUGGAUUUUGUCCCAUAUUUCUGAAGUCUGUUAGAUUGAGGGUUGACUGUAACUAAUGUUGAAAAUGUAAAUACUGUAUUAUGCAUAGAUUUUAUGUAUAUGUACAUGUAUAUAUGUAUGUAUGCAAUAAGAUCACAGUAAACAAGUGAUAUUAUAAUAUGCAGAACAACCACUGUGAAAAAGUAGUAAACUUCCAAGCACUUUCAUGAUUUCUUACGUUAUCAAGAAACUGUGAUAAUGCGAGAAAUCACGAAAGCACCUUGAGGUUCACUAUUUUCUCACUGGUGCUUCUGCUUAUAUACGUAUAUACAUUCAGUAUUACUUUGUACUUAUCGGGUGAAUUCCACUUUUUCCAAUACAGCACAGUGUACUUAUGCUUGGCUUUAGAGCAUUCCAUGACUUGUUAUAGUUUUAUAUAUAAAAGUUGUUAAAUAGCAAAUUUUUUUUUUUUUUUUUUUUUUUUUCAACAAGUCGGCCGUCUCCCACCGAGGCAGGGUGACCCAAAAAAGAAAGAAAAUCCCCAAAAAGAAAAUACUUUCAUCAUCAUUCAACACUUUCACCACACUCGCACAUUAUCACUGUUUUUGCAGAGGUGCUCAGAAUACAACAGUCUAGAAGCAUACACAUAUAAAGAUACACAACAUAUCCCUCCAAACUGCCAAUAUCCCAAACCCCUCCUUUAAAGUGCAGGCAUUGUACUUCCCAUUUCCAGGACUCAAGUCCGACUAUAUGAAAAUAGCAAAUAUUUUUUUAUAAUAUAAAAUAUUAUUUUGUAUGUUUAUUGCCCUCCUCACUUGGGGGUUUAUGCAGAACCUGCAGACAGCAUUAUUCCAUUACAUUAUUCUGUAUUGAUAAUAGAUUUGGAUUAAAAAACCACAUAUUUUUUUUUUUUUUUUCCCCCAACAAGUCGGCCGUCUCCCACCUCACUCACACAUAAUCACUGUUUUUGCAGAGGUGCUCAGAACACAACAGUUUAGAAGCAUAUACGUAUAAAGAUACACAACAUAUCCCUCCAAACUGCUAAUAUCCCGAAACCCCUCCUUUAGAGUGCAGGCAUUAUACUUCCCAUUUCCAGGACUCAAGUCCGGCUAUAUAAAAAUAACCGGUUUCCAUGAAUCCCUUCACUAAAUAUUAUAUAUAAGUUAUCAAGGUAUAUACAUGUACACCACAUUGUUAGUAUAAGAAAUUAGUAUCAUAUUUUAGCUUUUACUACAAAUUUUAUUACUGCAUAACCUUUAAUAUGCAGGAUGAUUAUUGUUUCAGGAAAAUGUUCAUUAUAUUUAAUUGUGCAGCUCACUUUUACAUAUAGUAGGUGAAUCAAUCAUGCUUUAUAAAAAUAUGGUAUAGGUUUUGUGUUAUACAAAAUACAUAACAUACCCAGUAUGGUUAACAUUCCUUGUAUAAUUAUUUUAUAUUUGUUUCGCCGGCUUUAUAUGUGAGGAGUGUGUUUAUGAAUGUGCGCAAAUGUGACAGCAUCAGCCCUUCUCUGUAAGUCUUAUUUUUGCUUCCACUAUGUGGAGGCUAAUUCUCAUGGUAUUAUAAUAUUGAAAUUACACAUAAUUAAUUUUUGUCACUUGUAUUGUGUAUAUCUAGAGCAGAUGUUACAAACUCAGAGUAUUAAGUGCACAACUGAGUUGUAACUUGUAAACAGAUCAAUUAUAUGAAAAUGUUAUUUUCACUAGUUUGGUCAGGUUUAAUGCUUGUUUCCGAAUCUAAUGAAAAUUCACCAGUUUUGGUAGGUAAUCCCCAAAAGCUCCCUGAUGGAAGGUCCUUUACAUGCCUAGUGGGCAACUUUUUGCUGUGGGGGUUUCAGCUCGCUCAGGAUGGCCAUAACAUGUAAAGAUCAAACUGUACACUGUCGUUAGCAUUUUCUAUGCACAGGAACCUGUAAACCUGUUGUCUCUUGCCUGGGAUUUGAGCCUGCUGUGGAGCUGCAUCCCUCGGGUAGGCAAAAAACUUCAGUAAGGGCAUAGGUCAAAAAAAAGAGGUUCAUUUCUCACCCUGCUUGAGUCAGUUAGCAGGUCUUGCAUCCCUUUCCACUAUCUGGUGGGGUAAUGUAUUCAGCUAGAGGGAGUGUACAUCAGUGCACUGGCAUUAUUUUGGUCCUGUGGCUGCCAUUUAGCUAGCUGUUGUUUGCUCCUGUAUCUGUUAGCCUGGGGUCAUUUUAGUACACAGGUAAACCUUCUCUUAUUGGACUAUGAUGGAUGGGGAAAUAGAGAGUUGAAGAUUAUUAUUAUUAUAUUAUUUAGCAGGUAAGUGAUUUUACCUACUUUUCAACAAUGCCAUAAGUGCUAUUGUUUUGGACAUCCUGCUCUAUUUUGUCAUUCAUAUGAAGAUUGCCUUAACAGUGCCUUGCUGGUUAAUAGUCUUAAUAAUCAUUUCAGGCAUUCAUUAAGAGGCACCAUUAGCAUGCAUGUUUAAUCCAGAGUUUAUCUUGCGGUGUACAGGGACAGGGCUCUGGUGGAUAAAGCUCUCGCUUCACAUGGCGAGGGUCUGGGUUCAGUUCCCAGCUAGGGUAGAAACAUUGGGCAUGUUUCUUUACACCUGCUGUGUGUUCAUCCAUCAGGAAAAUGGAUUACCUUGGUGUUAGUCGACUGGUGUGGGUCACAUCCUGGGACACUGACCUAAUUUGCCCGAAAUGCUGAGCAUAACGAGGGGCUUUCUAUAUAGUAGUGUCAUUGAUGUCAGCUAGGCCUGUAUACCAUGUACAUGUAGUAAAUAGAUAUUAUUAUUAUAAUAAUAAUUACUGCAGUCCAGGACCUGUCCAUCUCUUCCAAGGAUGUAUACCCUAUUCAGACUACUGGUGUUGUCCAAGAGCAUUUAGGAUUAAUGGUAAUUUCAUUGGUCCAAGUUAAAGGACAACAAGCUGCUCUUGAUCAAAUCUCAGUUGGAUUUUUUUGCCUUCUUUUCACUGCUGUUGCAUUUGAGAAAUAGCUUUUGUACAACUGCAUGUUGGCCACAAGAGACUUGCACAUAGUUGUCACAUGGAGAGGCACCUAGCACUUCCCUAUGCAGUUUGUCAGGCCCUGCUGACAGACACCUUUUGAUUAAUUGUGUGAACACAUGGAAUUCAUGUCCUGUCUGUGGUUCAGCACCUAGGAACUCUCACAUUACCUGCUCACUUUUCAGAAACCCUUACUUUAGGUUCAGACGCACUAUAAAUUUUGGUUGAAAGAGGCUCAUUAUGCCAACUUCGACUUUCCAUGUUAGCUCAUAGAUUCAUUAGUCACGCUGCUCCCUUUUUCCCAGUAGCUUCCUUCAGCCUCAUUUGUGAAUAUUACAUAAUAAUUAAGAGUGUAUAAUUUUUAUAAAAGGCUAUACAGGAGGGCCCCAUUUUUUUUUGGUGGUUAGGUUCCUGACCCCUGCCAAUAAGCAAAAAUUGCUUAUUAGCAGGGGUCAUUAAAAAUGCCUGAUAAUAUAUGAUAGUAGUGUAAACAUGUUAAGUUCUCAAAACAGCUAGGCCUAAAAAGAACAAUAUGAAAGUAAAGUGAAUAUACAGUACGUACAAUACUCACCUUAAAAUAUUGUGCCAGACGCCUCUCCCUGAUGCAGCUGUUGUGCAAAAAUGGUGGAAAAAGUGCUGAACAUAAUGAACACUGGCUCAGUUGACUUCUGCCAAAAUAGUGGGACACUGAAACAUGGGGCCUUCCUGUACUGUUUCAUGCAUGUGAAUAUUCAUUAUAAAAUGCUAUGCAAAUCACUCAUUUAUUGCUUCAUUCAUAAAAUCUCAGCUAACCACAAGUCUUAUUUUGUGGGUUGUGCUUCAGGAAGCUGAAUAGAAGUACACUGUAUAUAUAAGUAUGUAUAGCUGUACAGAAGUAUUUUGGUAUAAAACAUUUAUACAGUAAUUGGCUAAGAGGAUAUCAUGAGGGAGUGAACUGUAAAUAAUGCUACCCUAAUUCCCUUCUCUUAAGUGACUAGCCAGGAGCAUGUGCUAGUGGUCCUUUUGCUACUGUAUUUCAGGAGUGAUAUGCAUUUUGUUUCUUAGUGUUAGUUUUUGUUUGUCAGUAGGGUAGGAACUAGGCAAGUGUGGUCAGUAGCAUGUCUCAGGCUUAGUGGAUGGAGGAUCAAGUAUGUACCACUCCUUGUUUUGAUUAGUACCACAGACUUUGAUGAUUUGUACUGUAUCCAUGAAGCCUGUGUGAUAUCUUUAGUAUACGUAUAUCACACAGGCUUCAUGGUACAUACUUGAUCCUUCAUCCACUAAGCCUGAGACACGCUACUGACUGCACUUACCUACUUCCUACCCUACUGACAAACAAAUGGCAUAGUGAAUGCACAAAUGGUAGUUUUUUUGCAUAAUUUGCCACUUUAAUUUGAUUUAGAUACAAUUUUUCAGGUUUUUAUCAUUUUACCCAAAUUUGUAAAUAACUUGCAUAUAUGUUUCAUUUACACAAUUUUUAGGCAUUUAUUUUAAAAAUAUAAAUAACCUAUUGGGUUUUCACACAUUCUAUAAAGCAAACAAAAGCGUUGGUUUUGCAUUUCACAGUCCUGGAGUGCAAAUUGUUCAUGUAAAAGUAGUAUUAACUUCUGAAAAUGAUAGGUACAGGUGCAAUAUAUAUGUGAUGACAUUCAAAACAGUAUCAAUUCUUAGAACAUGUUUAAGCAGAAAAUGUGUUGAGAACUAUUACCUUCAUGGUGGUCAGUAUGUGCAUGAAAACAUGAAUAAAAUAUAUUGUUUUAUCUAUAAAACUUACUUAGCUUUUAAUCGUGAAUUUGGUCAUGCCAUAGUAUAGUACUUCAUUUGGACUGUGUAAUGAUUAAUAAUAAGAGAGAAUUGUUUUGGGGGGAUUUGAGUGUGAGCAAGAUAAAGUCUGAAGGAAUGAACCAUUUGAUCUUCAUGGGUUUAGUGUUCAGUUUAGUGAAAGUAUUGUUUCCACUUAUAAUAGUUCCAUAUGCCUAAAUAUAACCAUUUGAAUGUAGACAGAAUUAAAUUAAAUAUGAUAAAGAUAGCCAUCAAUUUUCAAAAUCUUAAUUAUGUACUGAAACUUUAAUAUACUUAAGGCUUAAAGUCCAGGCACUGUAUGACCCUUGUCAGUUUGGCGCUUUCUUUGAUUAUAAUAAUAAUAAUUAGAAGUCCAAUUGCUUACUGCCAUUUUUAUUUUUAUCAAAAGAUGCUGUACAUAAAAACCGUCAUUCAUUCAGAUGUUUAUCUGUAAGAGCUAUGAACAAGUUACUUAUUUUUGUACUUGGGAAAUACUUUAAAUGAAAUUUUGUAAAUCUUAACAGCGCUGUAUGACCCUGGUGGUUUAGCGCUUAGUUUUAAUUAUAAUAAAAAUAAUAGUGUAAACCUUAAGGUUUAAGAGGUAAUACAGUUUAUUAAAGGUUUAGAAACUUAUAAAUACAUUAAAGGUUGAUUCUGUAUCAUCAGUACUCACUAAAUCUCAAGUGCAGUAGCAUAUGGGACUGGAAAUUAUGUACCUCAGCAUGAUUCUUAUUUGUUUGUACUAUUUGUCUUCAAGAAUAUUCAAAAUUACAACUUAAAACUCUGUAUACAUGUACCUUUCCUCAGUAAUGUGAAUGUGGAGUAUUUUAUUCAUUGUACUUUAUAAAAUGUUUUCCCGUACUUCCGUGAGUGAUAUUAAAAGCAUUACUAUUUAUAUUACGAAUAGUUUGUUUAAAACAGUUGAUCUAAAAGUUUUUUAGUCACUGAAUCAAAAGUUGAGAUUUUUUUCUGAAUGUAUUUGACACCUUCUGUGAUAAACUAAAGUUAAGAAAAAAUUAUUAUAUUUGCUGUGAUGCAGAGAUUAUGGAAUUACGAAUGUAACCUGAAUCAAUUAAAAUAUUCAAUAUCAAG